CCCGUCAAGUUCUUGGAGGGCGAACCCAUUCACGACUUGCUCACCAUCUUCGUCGCCGACAAGCUGUCCGCUUACACGGCGUUCUACGCGACGCACCGGGAGUUCGUCGACGGCCUGGGACUGUCGCACGAGCAGAACCUCCAGAAGAUGCGUCUCCUGACGUUCAUGCAAAUGGCAGAGUCGCGCAAAGAGAUCCCUUUCGACGCCAUUCAGACGGACCUCCAACUCGACCCAAAUCAGGUCGAGGCCUUCGUCAUCGACGUUCUGCGCACGCGUCUGGUGCGCGCCAAAGUGGACCAAUUGCAGCGUCGCGUCAACGUUUCGUCAACAAUGCACCGGACGUUUGGUCGCUCGCAGUGGCAGACAUUGCGCGACACUCUCCAGAAGUGGUCGCACAACUUGGCGCACGUCCAGCACUCCGUCUCGUCGGCCAUUCACUCGCAGAUGACGUCAGACGCAGUCAUUCCCGUCUAACCAAUCAAUAAACUCUUUGCUAAUUAAAGUUUUUAUUCAAUAACUUAUUUUAUUAAUCAGUGAAAACGUAUCAAAAAUCAGCUGAUCUUCACUGAGAUCUUCAUCAGGGCUUAAGAUAUCGUAAAAAGUGUUGAAAUAAAGUGUUAUAUAAUGACUGAAUUUAAAUGAGAA
Messenger RNA from Oppiella nova, 645 nucleotides. NCBI's taxonomy places the organism in Eukaryota, Metazoa, Arthropoda, Arachnida, Sarcoptiformes, Oppiidae. The record is from the annotation of a GenBank genome assembly.